Vicia villosa (hairy vetch) is the source of this 450-nucleotide messenger RNA. RefSeq lists its product as uncharacterized. NCBI's taxonomy places the organism in Eukaryota, Viridiplantae, Streptophyta, Magnoliopsida, Fabales, Fabaceae. The coding region runs from base 1 to 450 and encodes 149 amino acids. The record is from RefSeq and is a predicted model, not a curated record. The transcript has 2 exons.
AUGCCGAUUGGUAAGCAACCUUCUACCAAAUCUGCAAAAGAGAAGUACUUGUCUCAGUUUCCUUCUUUCUUUCAUCCAUACAUCAAUGACAUUGUUGAUGUUGAAUCAGAUGGAAAUUAUGGUUACCGUUCUGUCUCUGAUGUUAGUAGUUCAUUAGUCGUAACACACUUGGGUGAUCAGGAUAUGGAGAAAUGGAUGUCAAUCCCGGAUAUGGGUUACUCUAUUGCUUCUAGAUACAGUGUUGUAUUUGUUUCUCUUUCCAUGGCAAUGAACACAACAUUUUUCCCGCUUCUCAUAGCUCCACCCUCAUACACGAGUCGACAUGCCAUCAUUGCUGUUGGUUUUGUCAACCGUAAUCAUUGGGUUCAGAUAAAGUUGAGACCCGAUUGUCCACUGCCUCCUGUCACUGCUCAUUGGAGGAAGAAUUGUUCUAAUGAUGCAAAAUCUUAG